GAUGAUGAGUUUGAAGUUCUUGUAAUCAACGGCAAUACCGAGACUAUUUCACGUUAUUAACUAGGCAUUGAAAAUAAUGAACUGAUUAUCGUUCACAAGCCAUUAAUUACUCUUGAAACACAUAAACGAUCCGAGCUUGCAGGCAAAAUGAUGUUGCUACGAGUAAAGGGCAGUGUCAUAAUUUUGAUUUUCACAUUUAAAUGUAUUAUAUUCUGUGACGGAGAACAAUUACAGAAUGAAGAUCCUACAGUCACUAUUAGUAUAGAUAAAAGUACAAUUAAUUCGUCAAACCAGACUGAACACAAUGAAACUAAUGUACCUACAAAACUCGCCUUUAGGUGGCCCCCCACUUCAUUUGACGUACAAACAAGUGAUGGUUUCUUACUGAAAAUAUUUAGACUAUCCUCUGAAUUUAGCAAUUCAGGCACAGAAUAUUGUCCGGUGCUACUUGUUCACGGGAUGUUCCAAUCUUCAGACAGAUUUCUUAAACAAAAACAGGAUCAGAAUCUAGCUUUCAAACUGCAGGAUCUUGGAUACGACGUGUGGCUGUUUAACGCUCGUGGCAACAAAUAUAGCCGAAGACAUGUCAGAUUAGACCCAGAAAAAAAUUCCUCCGAUUAUUUCGACUUCUCCUACGAAGAAAUCGGCUAUUUCGACCUCGCUGCCACAGUAGACUUUAUACUCAGUACGACUGGAUUCAAGAAAUUGCAUUAUAUUAGUUAUGGGUUCGGCGGAACUUUCUUUUUAGUCUUAAAUUCGUUAUUGCCAUUGUACAAUGAUAAAUUUGACAGGGCGUUUCUGAUGGCCCCCGUUGCUUAUAGCGGUCGCAUGCCUAACACCGCUCUUCAAAAGCAGUUGCUUCUUCACGAACAACUUUAUAACGAUCUUAAGGAUGCACAAGUUCUUGAAUUAUUUCCAUAUUACAAUGAUGAGGAAAACGUGCAAUUUGACGCAUCUAUGUGCUUGGGUUUGAAAAAGUAUGAAGUUCUUUGCAAUAAAAUGGAAAUUGCUAAGAUGAUGGAUCUAAAUGUUACCCAAAAUUCUAAAGAAGCUACGAGAGGUGGCUCUACUAAGAUUUUAAUUCAUUUUGCACAAAACGUCAAAAGGAAAGUAUUUAGUCGUUUUGAUUACGGAGAUGGAAAAAAUAAACAAAUGUACGGACAUAGAGGAAGUUCUCCUAAAUAUGCUUUAGAGGCUAUCACUGUUCUUACUGUAAUAAUAUUUGCGUCAACCGACGAGAUGAUCGACGAAGAUGACAUUUAUGAAUUGGCAUCGAAUAUAACUAAUGUUAAACUCAGGAAAGUGGAGAGACCUCAAUUUAGGCACGAUGACUUUAUCGCCGGGCAAGAUGUAAUGCACGACGUUUACAAUAUCAUUAUAGAAGAUUUGCCGGAGAAUAAAAAGUACAUCACACCGGAUCAGAAGAAGAAAACUAACAAGAGUUUAUCUUGGUGGGUUGUACUAAUAUUUUUUGGUGUGGGGCUUGCCAUGGUCAUAUUUAUAUGCAUAAAGAUUUUUCGUUGUUAAAAAGGCAACGAAAAGAAACAAACAGUCGUAAAUA
This is a messenger RNA of Cydia amplana, 1561 nucleotides long. Its product is annotated as lipase 1-like. The transcript has 6 exons. The record is from RefSeq and is a predicted model, not a curated record. Bases 148 to 1527 code for a protein of 459 amino acids. NCBI's taxonomy places the organism in Eukaryota, Metazoa, Arthropoda, Insecta, Lepidoptera, Tortricidae.